Molecule: messenger RNA, 452 nt
Organism: Xylona heveae TC161
Lineage: Eukaryota; Fungi; Ascomycota; Xylonomycetes; Xylonales; Xylonaceae
Product: like-Sm ribonucleo protein
Exons: 5
Coding region: 34-267 (77 amino acids)
Biological process (GO): mRNA splicing, via spliceosome; spliceosomal snRNP assembly
Cellular component (GO): U2 snRNP; spliceosomal tri-snRNP complex; P granule
Molecular function (GO): RNA binding
Source: RefSeq, a predicted model, not a curated record
AAUCGACGUCAAAAGAUACUCAACAGCUUCGCCAUGCCUCCCGCACAGCCUGAACUCAAGAAGUACUUGGAUAAGCGGCUCUUCGUCCAACUAAACGGCAGCCGAAAGGUUCUCGGCGUCCUUAGAGGCUACGAUGUCUUUCUAAACAUCGUUCUCGAUGACGCCGUAGAAGAGAAGGCUGGUGGAGAGAAAGUUAGAUUGGGCAUGGUGGUUAUUCGAGGAAACUCUGUUGUCAUGUUAGAGGCUCUCGAGCGUAUCGACCGAUAGACUUGUUGCAAAUCAUUUCCCGGCAGAGGAACAAACGAUGGUUCGAGAAGCUCUGUCAAAUUGAUAAUUUCUCAGUACGGGGAAGUUUUGGGUGCCCAAAAGUUUUGAGCAGUCAUCAUGGCGCAUAUGGUUCCAUAAACAGAUGAUUAGGAUUCUACACAAUAAUGAAAUUUCUUUUCUCCGAU